AUGGAAACACCUAGGGAACAUGUAAUAUAUGCGCCGCAGCCGGAUGGUAUGCCCCGACCGAUUGAGACUGAAAUCAAGGAGCCGCAAGAUGGGAGUACAGACGUGCCGGCUCAGGAGGAGGAGUUCUUGAAUACGUGGGUGAAAUUCCGGCAUUACAUGAAAGAGCCACUAGCGGAAUGGCUUGCAACAACAGUCGCAGUAUUCAUCGGUCUAACCGGCACCCUCUCAAUAUCAACAGGCGGCACCCAAGCCGGAGCCCGGCUCUCUCAAAACUGGUCCUGGGAACUAGGCAUCAUGAUUGGAAUCUACAUCGCCGGCGGCGUUUCAGGUGCACACCUGAACCCAGGUAUAUCCAUCGCGCUCUGGAUCUUCCGCGACUUCCCCGGCCGCUGCUGUCUCUAUUAUAUUGCAGCGCAGAUUCUCGGUGCCAUCACGGCUGCGGUUUUGGCGUAUAUCUUGCAUCGGGAUUCUAUUGUUGCGUUUGCGCCGACGGUCGAGCCGGGCUCGGCUGGUUUGGGCUUGUAUACAGGGCCACUGCAUCAUGUGAGCUCUGCGAUAGCGUUUUUUACCGAGUUCGUUGCUGGUGCGCUGCUGCUUUGUGUUAUAUUUGCGUGGGUUGAUGAUGGGAAUGCGCCGCCUGGGGCGGGUAUGCAUUCUUUCGUUAUUGGGUUGGUUGUUUAUGUGCUUUGUAUUUGUUUGGGGUUUAAUACCCGGGGAGGGGGUUGCCUCAACCCCGUGCGUGACUUCGGACGUCGUCUUGUUGCUCUCAUGGCUGGGUAUGGAAGUAUAACCUUUACGGAGCAUGGAGGGUGGUGGUUCUGGGGCUGCUGGGUGGCUACUAUAGGUGGGGGCUUGACGGGGACGUUUCUGUAUGAUAUCUUGAUUUUCAUCGAGGGUGAGUCGCCGGUUAAUUAUGCCCGGCGGCGGAGGCACCGUACAAAGCUCAAAAAGGACAGUAAGUGGAGGAAGCGACAUGGCAUUGGGAAGAAGGUACCCGAGUUGGAGGAUGGGAUUAAGGAUUUAGAGGAAUUAAUUCUUUGA
Messenger RNA from Penicillium argentinense, 1041 nucleotides. RefSeq names its product MIP/aquaporin family protein. The record is from RefSeq and is a predicted model, not a curated record. Gene Ontology annotation, biological process: glycerol transmembrane transport; water transport. Lineage: Eukaryota; Fungi; Ascomycota; Eurotiomycetes; Eurotiales; Aspergillaceae. Bases 1 to 1041 code for a protein of 346 amino acids. Gene Ontology annotation, cellular component: plasma membrane. Gene Ontology annotation, molecular function: glycerol channel activity; water channel activity. The transcript is spliced from 3 exons.